This is a messenger RNA of Electrophorus electricus (electric eel), 1833 nucleotides long. The record is from RefSeq and is a predicted model, not a curated record. Lineage: Eukaryota; Metazoa; Chordata; Actinopteri; Gymnotiformes; Gymnotidae.
UGAAAAAAAUGCUUCCUGGUUAUGGCAUUUAAAUACUGAUCAGGUCCAGUGGUAUAAACACUUGAAGCCUCAACUGCAUCUCUGACCAACAACACAGCACAAUGUUCUUCCUGAAGCUCUCUCUACUCAUGCUGUUGGCUGUAGCUCCUGACUUGCUUGUUCAUGCGGAGACCAGUGUGACCUGUGAAGGAAAUAAUGCUGUUCUGACAUGUGGAGCUGGUGUUUUGAAUAUCCUCAGUGCUAACUAUGGCCGAACUGAUUCCACAACGUGCUCUGCUGGACGACCCAGCAGCCAAAUCACUAAAACCGACUGUUAUGCAAUCAACACAUUGUAUAAGGUUAAAAGCAGAUGUGAAGGCAAGAGCAGCUGUGUAGUACCUGCCGCAAACUCUAUCUUCUCUGACCCCUGUUAUGGCACUUACAAGUACCUGAGAAUUAAACAUUCCUGUGUGGUGCACAAGACCAGUGUGACCUGUGAAGGAAAUAAUGCUGUUCUGACAUGUGGAGCUGGUGUUUUGAAUAUCGUCAGUGCUAACUAUGGCCGAACUGAUUCCACAACGUGCUCUGCUGGACGACCCAGCAGCCAAAUCGCUAAAACCGACUGUUAUGCAACCAACACAUUGUCUGAGGUUACAAACAGAUGUGACGGCAAGAGCAGCUGUGUAGUAUCUGCCACAAACUCUAUCUUCUCUGAUCCCUGUUAUGGCACUUACAAGUACCUGAGCAUUAAAUAUUCCUGUGUGGUGCACAAGACCAGUGUGACCUGUGAAGGAGAUAAUGCUGUUUUGACAUGUGGAGCUGGUGUUUUGAAUAUCCUCAGUGCUAACUAUGGCCGAACUGAUUCCACAACGUGCUCUGCUGGACGAUACAGCGAGCAAAUCACUAAAACUGACUGUUAUGGAACCAACACAUUGUCUGAGGUUACAAACAGAUGUGAAGGCAAGAGCAGCUGUGUAGUACCUGCCACAAACUCUGUCUUCUCUGACCCCUGUUAUGGCACUUACAAGUACCUGAGAAUUAAACAUUCCUGUGUGGUGCACAAGACCAGUGUGACCUGUGAAGGAGAUAAUGCUGUUCUGACAUGUGGAGCUGGUGUUUUGAAUAUCCUCAGUGCUAACUAUGGCCGAACUGAUUCCACAACGUGCUCUGCUGGACGAUACAGCGAACAAAUCAAUAAAACCGACUGUUAUGGAACCAACACAUUGUCUGAGGUUACAAACAGAUGUGACGGCAAAAGCAGCUGUGUAGUACCUGCCACAAACUCUGUCUUCUCUGACCCCUGUUAUGGCACUUACAAGUACCUGAGCAUUAAAUAUUCCUGUGUGGUGCACAAAUAACUGAAGACAUUUCAGCUUCUUCCCUGGUGUCCUCUUCAAUUUGAAAAGGAUUCAGAUUAAGUUAAAAUAUGUAACCCUUCAGUAUCCCAUCCUGCAGAGGCAUUGAUAUACUACAUAUAUUAAAUGACUGUAAUGAUUGUACUUUAACACCUUACUUCAGGGCUGAUGAAUAUUUGAGGGAUCCGCCUGGCACUAGUGGUUACAAUCAACAUUUGGUAUGGACAAUGACAUACAUAAUUGUCACUGAAAAAGAUACAAAAAUACUCUACCAUCAGCUAAGACAAAUGAUAUGAUAGCAUAUUUGCCAGCAGGGAAAUACAUAUUACUUAAACAAUAUUUUUGUUAUAUAGCAUAAACACGUUAGCAAAACAAGUUAGCAAAAAAAAGGGGGUGGGUUUUUUUUCAUCUAUCCUUUUGUUCUCUGAGAUUUGCUUGCUCUGUAGCCUUUUCAAAGGCUGGUGAAGGUGCAUGUUAAUAAAUGCAUAAUCAGAGAGAA